Molecule: messenger RNA, 3066 nt
Organism: Halichondria panicea
Lineage: Eukaryota; Metazoa; Porifera; Demospongiae; Suberitida; Halichondriidae
Product: sperm-tail PG-rich repeat-containing protein 2-like
Exons: 17
Coding region: 146-1915 (589 amino acids)
Biological process (GO): epigenetic programing of male pronucleus
Cellular component (GO): female pronucleus; germinal vesicle; male pronucleus
Molecular function (GO): chromatin binding; histone binding
Source: RefSeq, a predicted model, not a curated record
UGAUUGCCAUGGCUACAGUGAUACCAGCUUGACAGAGAAGCACGUUUCUUUGAUGCUGUUACACAGAUAUAAAUGCCACUGAACCAAUGAUUUGAAAAGCAGAGAAUAUAAUUAUUGGCACUAUAAUUAUUGAAGCAGGUGUGUUAUGUAUGACCGAGCCGCUCGCAUAACUUCCAAGCCGUCUGGAAGUACUGAUCCCAAGGUGGGGCCUGGGACGUACAAUCAUCUGGACCAGAACAGGGGCAAAGUGAGUUAUGCUCCGUUCCAAUCGAUGGCUGUUCGUGAGAGCUUCCUGACCGUAAAUGACACUCUGGCGGCUGCCCCCGGCCCAGGUCACUACACUCUGGAGGCUGGGACUGGUUUCGGCAGUGAUAAGGGAAAGGGACCAUUACAUAGCAAGGCUGAGCGAUUCCCCCCUCCUCCCUCCAAGACUCCUGGCCCUGGAUCCUACACUGUCUCCAAGGAGUCUGACUGGAUACGCAAUACCUACCCCCCACCAGAGGCCAUUGAAGUACCUCGCUCUGUAUCCUUUCACAACAGAGACAUGCUACGAGUUGGUCAUGUGAUGUUCCACCGCCAACAGACGGCUCCCUCAAUCCCAAUGGCCGGUCAGAACUAUGGCUAUGAAGAGAGUGAUGAUGGGCGUCUCAAGCCACAACUAGUGCCAGCCGCUGACUCCUCCAUGGGACCUGCCUACUACAAUGUAUCAUAUGGAGAAACACGAUCAACUCGUAACUACAAGGGAGUCCACUUUGGCAAUCAAAAGUCUUACAGGACUCAGUUUAGAGGUGCCGAGGGUCCUGGUCCAGGAGAUUAUGACCCAUCACAAAUCAUCAAGCAGGUCAAACCCAGUGACUCAAGAGCACAAGCACUUGCCAAUAUACCACGCUACCAUGAGUUGGUCACUAAACUGGAAGAGAAAAAGGCUGUCCCCGGUCCAGGGCAGUACGAAAUUAAAUCUCAGUUUGUGAAGAGGGCACCCCUUGCUGAGGAGGAGACAGAGGAUGGGGACACUGGAGGAACAAGAAAGGCUCCUUUCGGAUCAAGUCUACAGAGAUUUCUGUCUCCAAAGAGCAAUUCACCAGCUUCAACCUCCUACGAGGACCCGAGGACAGCCUUUGAGAGCACCAAGCGACUGGCUCCCAUGAGCAAGGCUCCGUUCGGUCAGACCUCCUCCCGGUUCAAAGCCGACAGACAUGCCCGAUUCCUACCAGGUCCUGGAGCAUACAACGACAACCAUGCAACUAGCAUGACUACUGAGUUGGCCAAGCGGUCCAUUAUUAAUGGUGUUCAUCAGCAUCCGUUUGGUACAACGUCAGUGAGGACUGUCCCUCUAGUUAAGAAGGAUGAUUUACACAUGCCAGGCCCUGCUGACUACCUGAAACAGGACCCCUCAUCAGAAGAGGUUGAUCCCGAGAGCACUCACUUGAUGAAGGCAACACAGAGACCCAAGAAUUCAUCCAUGUUCUCCUCUACCAGCAAAAGACUCUACGUUCCUCCGGCAAUUGUCGCUGACAUUCCUCCACCUGGUUCUUAUGAAGUAUCUGAUUCCUAUAGCAAGUCCCAAGGGAGGCUGGACAUUAAUGCUCGAGUUAUCAGCAACACAUUCCUGUCGACGUCGGAGCGAUUUGCACCACCACGAGACAUCCUUUUUGGAGAGCCAGACUCUGCAAACCCAGGGCCUGGAGAGUACGAUUCGCAAGGAUCUUUAGGGCUGGGUAAGGGAGGCCGAAUUUGUUGUAAAGAUGACAGAUUCAAAGACCACAACAGACAAGUCCCAGGGCCUGGAACAUACCAGUUGAGUGAGGCACAAAGAAAUACUGUUCUAAAGGGGACGUUCAAUUCAACUCUAGACAACCCCCUCGCUUCAAACAAAGUACAUUCUAACAGAAAACGUGUGCUAGGUGGUGUUUAGUGUAGCUUUUUGAUGAACGAUGAGCUUCAUUUAUUUUUAUGGAUGUACAAUUUCACUUCCAUGCCAUAGUUACAAUGUAUAAGUAAUAAAUUAAUAUCAGCGUAAUUAAUUUAUAAAAAUUAUUAAUUUAAUUCAGCCAUGUGAAUAAACAGUUUCAGCAGUACUUAAUAGUGCACAUUAAUUAGCUACAUUAUAAUAAUUAUUACAAGUUUAGUUCUCACAUGAAAGUUAAGUGUUCGGCAUCUUCUGGUAGCAGUGCACAUUGGGAUGAAUCAUUGAUGUGUUCAUUGUGUGGAAAAUUAGCAACGUUAUGUUGUUCCACCAUCUGAACUUGCUCUUGACUGAAUGUUGUUGACCCAUUUGACAAUACAACAGAAUCGAGGAGGGAAGUCUGGGUUGCUGGCUCGAGGUCUCUCGCUAUCGAGUCUAUCAGACUAUCUUGAGUGUUAUUCGAAAAGACAAUGUCAUUUGUUUCUUGUGAGUGUGUCUCUACGUUAUCAUUGUAGCGUUUCGAAGAGAGGUCGACUUUUUCUUGCAGCCCGUCUGCAUCAUCAUACGUUAUUUUCUCCACUUUGUAAGUUGGUCGUUUCAGUUUGAUGUAAACAUGAGGUGGUAGCUGCCUGGAUUUCUUAGGCUUUUCAGUAGUUCGAUUACCAUCGAUUGUGUCACCAUUUUCAAUGAUAAGUGAAGUUUCGGCUUCCUUCUCAUCAAUGCAGUCCGUUCCAUACAAUCUCAAUAGUUUCUCAUCAAAGGUGGUGGAUUCAUAACCAGGAGACAGCUCCACAACAUCUAACGGUACUUUACCAUCUUCUUUUUCAAGUGUUCUUUCAACAGAGCGUCUAAUUGUGCUGGUGGAACGUCCGUAUCCAUAGCUAUUUCCAUAGCUAGUGAGUCCAGUGUCACCUGAUUCAGAGUCAAGUUUCCUUUUUUGUUGUUUUUUGUGGUUUGCAUGCGAGUUACCAGACGUUGAUGACAGUGGUGCAGUGAGCGAUUUCUUCCUCCUGUAUUUGUUGCAGGUGAGUAAGUUCUUCCACUCAUCGCGAGCGUCUCCACCAAUCACACAGAAGAACAGGAACAACAUGAAUCCUUGAGUGGUGUUGAAGAUGACAAACAGCCACUGGAACACGAUUGCACCCUCACCAAUACUCAAC